UGGACAAAGACUAACAGAAUCAGCGGCAGCGAAUAACAUGCUGAUAAAGUCUACAAUGUUCCCGCGCUGGAAUGUUCACAAACAAACAUGGGUAUCAAAAGAUCACGUAACCCAAGACCAAAUCGAUCACAUCGUUGUGGAUGCUCGACACGGAAGUAGUAUAUUGGAUGUACCGAGCCUUAGAGGAGUGGAUGAGGACUAAGACCACUACCUAGCAAGAGCUAAACUAAAAACUAGAAUAUCAUCCCAUGAGUACAACACACCUACAAAGGAAAAGAAUGAGAAAUGGAAUCCCACCAAACUACAAAUUAAAGAAGAACAAGAAAAGUACAUGCAGGAAAUAAAGGAGGAAUUGGAGCAACCUAUAGAACAAACCGACUUUGAAGGAGCACUCUGGAACACACAGUUACAAAGGGGUUUUCGAACGGGUUUUCGAAGGAAAAGAUCAACUAUCGACCAGCUUUUCGCCUUAAGACAACUUCUCGUGAAAGGAUGUGAAUUCAAUAAGACAAUACAUAACCUUUUUAUGGACUUCAGACAAACGUAUGACAGUGUGGAAAGAAACCAAGUGUGGAACGCAAUGGCGGAACUCUCAAUCCUAAGGAAACUCAUUCAGAUGAGAAAACUGUGUAUGGACGGUGGUAGAUCCAAGGUCCAAGUAGGCAGCGAACUAUCUGAACAGUUCGAAAUACAAAACGGGGUUAUGCAGGGAGAUGCCUUCUUACCCCUGUUGUUUAAGAUCGUCCUGGAAAGAGCUAUAAGACGGGCGGACAUAAAAACUGAACUCCUAUCAACUGAAGGUCCCAAACUAAUACUGGCUUAUGCAGAUGACAUUGACCUGAUCGGUAACACUAUUCUAAGACUGAAAGAAUUCAAUAAAAUAGAUGGAACAUCUAGCAAAAUUAGUCUAAUGAUAAAUGAAGAAAAUACUAAAUACGUGUGUGUAAACCGACUCGGAAGAAGAGACAGAAUAGGACAAAACGUAUCAAUAAACAUGUACAACUUUGAAAGAGUGGAACGUUUCAAAAAUUUAAGUGCAACAAUCACAGUAGAUAACGAUAUCACCGAAGAAAUGAAAGAAAGAAUCCAAGCCACAAAUCGAUGUCUGUACUCCUUAAACAAUCUCCUUAAGUCAAAAAACCUGACCCGGAUAUCCAAAGUAAAAAUAUAUAAGAGUAUUAUUCAGGGACCCGGACCGGAACCGAUAUGGACCCAAAACCGGAACGGAACCGACCGUUUUUUUUUGGACCGGAAUUGAUAUUUGAGAUUAACAAACUGUUAGGUGCUGAACCAGAACAGAAAUAUUUUAUUUCGGUUUUUUCGGGGUUUUUUCGGUUCUGCUUGUAACGUUUGAAAGAAAUUACAUAUUACAAGAGCAAAUGAAACUAAUCCGUCUGCAAAUGAAUAUGAAAUUACGUUUCUGUGUUCUGGUGAGCGGCGGUGUACUAUUAAUGUGCCGACAAAGGGUCGGUACUUCUUUUAGUUAGUUCCUGGAAUCGUUUUAAUAGUCGGCGCCGCGACGCCGUCAAAGAGAGGAUAACUUGAGUACUUAAUAUCCUACCGAUUAAUUGCCUCUCCACUGCGCAAUUUGGAAAUGACAAAGUUGGCAUCCUUAACAUUUACAAAACAAAAAUAACUCUGCACGGUUAGAAUCUAUGCGCUUACUGAUGCCUACAAUUAUGGGUCGAAAAAUAACAAAUGUUGCUCACGGGCAGUUUGACUUCAUUAAAAUAGAAGAUAAAUCUGUUUGCAAAUUGUGUCAAUAAAGGAAUUCCAAAUAUCACGGGAUCGUCCUUGUUUGUGAAUUAAACUGUAUCUAUUAUCUAGGGUCAUCACACCACAAAUUUAAAGAAACACCUUGUUCGAUUACAUAAUUUUGCCGAAAAUCAAGUAGAGACAAACACAAAACGACCAUCAAUCAACUCAACCAUCUUUAAGUGAUAGGAAUACCAUUAAAAUGGAUAUAACGGAGAAACAUCUAAUUGAUUUGAAUUCACUUUAAUGGAUAAUUCCGGAUUUAAAAAAAGAUUAAAGGAACAAUUAUUUGUGAGGACCAACCGACUUUUCAAUCGAAAAGAACAAAUACCUUUUUCGAUCACCAACAAAGCAACAUUUGAAAUUGAAAUGUUGGACAAAAGCAACUCUUCAAAAGAUGGUGAAGACAUGAACCAGGAAGAACAAUGUUUAAACGGAAAUAAGAGGAAUUGACGAAGUUGUGGACCUGAGUGAAAACGGAAAGAAGAGAAAAGCUCUAAGUCAAAAAUUCAUUGACAAAUUACUUUUCAAAAAUACAACUGUUAAAUUAA
Messenger RNA from Dendroctonus ponderosae (mountain pine beetle), 2306 nucleotides. RefSeq lists its product as uncharacterized. The transcript has 3 exons. NCBI's taxonomy places the organism in Eukaryota, Metazoa, Arthropoda, Insecta, Coleoptera, Curculionidae. The record is from RefSeq and is a predicted model, not a curated record. Bases 332 to 1258 code for a protein of 308 amino acids.